UUAGUUUAUGUCUACAUACAUAACUAACUAUUAUAAAGUGUGUGUGAAUAAUAAUCGCGCAAGUUCACGGACAUUCACAAAUUGCAGUCAAAUAUUGCUAAUGUAACUAACGAUAGAAUUAUUACUUUACUAAACUUAAAAUUUCUGUUUUUUGUUGUUUUUUUAAGAUUGAGAUAGAACACCGACGUUAGAUUAAGAAAUUUUGGGACUGAGCUCAAACUUAGAUUCAAAAUCAAAGAAGCUUUUGUCUCUCAUUAUUCAGCCCAGCUGAUGAUUUCUGGUAUUGAAUGAAAGACCUCUUGGGCAGUGACCUGUGAGAAACAAAAGAUAGACCUGAAAUGCUAUUUCUACACUCCUGUGAUUUUCAAUCCAAAAUGCUCAAAAAACUAUGGACCUGCAGAGUGUUCUCAAAGCAUUACCAGAUGAUCGUCCAGUCACAAGAAUCUGCAUUGUUGAAGAUCCUACCAAAUGCCCAUCAGGUUUCCAAUUGGUAGCUAAGACUUUUGACCAAGACACAGAUGCUGAUUUAUGGAAAGAUGGAAUUUUUGGCAAGCGAAUAACCAGAUACAUAUGUUUCAUGAAAGAUCAAAGUAGCUGUAAUGAGGUAGUUGAAUCUAUUACUGUAGCUGGAGAAAGAGAACUUCCACCAGAGUGGACUGCUCUGUUAUAUACUCAAGAUAGUGAGCAAAAAGCCAUAAGAAAGAAAAAUCUGUGUUAUAAGUUGGUAAGCAAAGACUUGGUACAGGAGGCAGUAACUGAUAUUAUUGUGCUGAGUAAGUCAAAGAAACCUCCUCCUGGAUUUACUCUUGCUGGGGAAAUAAACAGCUUGUUGAUCUGUUACAAAUGUGGUCCAGUCUCUCCAGCUAGAUUCCCUAGGGUAGUAGACCCAUUACCAUACAGCUUGCUGUCAAAUGGUCAACAAGUAACAUCAAGUAAUUGGGGUGUAAGUAGUGGUCAAAGUCAGCAGCCUUAUGUUCAAGGACAGCGCACACUGUAUGGUAAUUCCAUUACUCACAAUGCUGUGCUAGAUGGAGUUCCAUUCACCAUUAAUCCAAAAUACAGUGAUUUUAGUCACCUACUCCAGUUCAUUAUCCCUGAUAUCACAUUCAAAACUGAAGACCAGCUACGAGUGCAAUAUAACUAUAGCUUCCAGGUUGAAUAUCAAGUUCAGCAGGCUGUGUCUUCCAACUUUAGCUAAAAUUGUUUGCAUUGAUUUUAAUUUGAAAGAAAAAAAGUUUUAGUUACUGUAUACCUUCUGAUCAAUGAAUAAUCUAAAAGUUUGUAUACAAUUUUUGGUGAGUACUGUAAAAAAAAACAUUGUACUAGCGGUGGUGUUAAUGGAAGGAUGUAUGCAUUUGGAAAUUUCACUUGUUAUUAAUUCCUCGUAUGAGUUAAAUAGAGCAGACAUUUGGCAAUAAUGAAGUACUGUUGUAGCUUCCCAAGGAAAAUAUUAUCUUCGUGACCAUAUUUGGCUGGUUUGGAGGUUUUUGAUGGUUGUGUAAGAGUACAGUUACAACAUAACCAUCUUAACCUUAUAUAUGUAUAAAAAGUGUCACCUGUUAAUCAUUUUUGAACAUGUAUGCAUAUUACAGUGUAUAAAAAUUAGAUUUUAAAAUGGUGCCUAACUUAUACAUUUGUAUAAUUGCAAAGAAAAAUGCAUGUAUAUACAGUAUUACAUUUAAAUAAAACAAAUAUUGCAGAAAGCUGGUCAGACUAGUUCUGAUCAGCAGUAAUUUCUUCCGCUUAGUGUUUUUCCAAUAAAUAGUACAUUCGUUAAAAGUUCUUUUGUAGGAAUGUUAAAGUAUGCUUUGUUUUUGAGACUUGCUGUAGUUUUAUUUCUAUGAUAAAGACUUUUGCAAAUUCAAUAUAGAUUCUUAACUGUACUUGAUGUAUAAUAAUGUCUCCAAGCUACUGCAGUUUUCACACCUCGCUUCAGUGACACAUGCUUCUAAUCUUAAGAAACUAAUUCUGGAAUAGUGUUGUUUUUUAUGCACAUUCUCUGUAUCUGUAGUUUAGUCAUUCACAUCAGAUGCAGCUAAAGAUGUUAGGAUUAUGACCACUUUGUUUUAAUUUCAGCCAUCUUGACCAAGUCUCAUUUACAUUGAGGAAAUACGUAAUAUGCAUUUUAUUUCUUUUCUUUCAUCUCCAAAUGUCGUGACAGUUUCUCCAAAGCAGUUUAAUGUCCAAUGCUUUAAAUACUGAUUGUAUGUAAAAUUGUCAUUGUUGAACAUCUUAAUUUUUUCCACCAACUUCUGUAUACAAUAUGUAUAGAUAGACCUUGUAUAGCAUUUUUUGAAAUUCUGAAAUAAACAAAAACCUUUCUGCAUGUUUAAAGAAAAAUAAUUCUUGCAGUUUUGAAAUUAAACCUCUAAUACAUGCGUAUUGUUAAAAAAAUAAUGCCAUUGCACUUUGCUCAAAUUAGCAUUGAAGUCAACAAAUCUUGUGUUGUUUCAUUCUUUUCUUCAUUUCUAGCCAAAAUUUUUUUUUUCUCCUUUUGUCUCAUUUUUUAAAAUGAAUGCUGUAUAUUAAACUAAGCGUCACUGUUAUUUCUACACAUUCAACUAGAUUCACUGAAAUUAGAUAUUUUCUAUCAUAAUUUCACAUAUAUUAUCCUGGUCUUUGUUUACAGUCAAGUACAUGUGACUGAAAUUUUUUCACUAGUUAUUUCAGUAAUCUACUUUAGCAUUUUAUCUUUCCAGGGUACAAUAGAGAUUUUGCAAAGGAAAGAAACACACAAACACAAGUGAACAAAUAAAUCAAAGUUUUAUUCACAAUAGUUGUAUAUUUUACUUGCUGACUGGCUUACAGUUUUUUGUUGUCUCUUAAUGGCUACUUGGGUGAGAAGCUUUGUUUAUUUCUACAUCCCACAGAAAAAAGACAAAAUAAAUUCUUAUUCACAACCUAAAUUCAUACAAAAUGUUAAAAGUGCUAUAUAUCAGGAUUGAAUACUGACUAUUCCAAAUAACAUUUAUAAGAGAGAACUCUUAGCUCGUAUCAGUUUGUACAAGUAUAUGAGCCAUCCCUGAGAUGGGCUCACUUUUCCCCAAAGGGGGCCAUUGGAGUAUGAAACCUGAUCUUAGUAAAAGGAUUAAUAUACAUUUAUGAUCUUUCAACAUCAGAUCUCUUGUACAGCACCAUUAUAACAAUGGAGAAAACUUUACUUGAAUAUAUUGGACUAAAGAUGUACUCUAAACUAGUUAUGGAAAAUUGAAAAUUAUGAUUUUUAUUAGUUAUUACUACAGCUAUUAAGUUGACCAAUUGGCUUAAGCAUUUAAUACAAAUGAUGCGAGAUAUGCAUGUAUAUUUGACAUCUAUUUAUGUUUUCCACAAGUUAAAAAUAUUCAUAUAAUUGCAUGCAGUGAUAGUAAGUUUCUCUUACAUCUGUAUCCCUUGCAUGGUAUGAGAGUUUACUCUAGACUUUGUAUCUGAUAAAUGUUUUAAUUUAUUUCACAUGGAUUUAGUUAUUCAGAAAGCUUUUACAGCUUAUUUUAGACUUCUUGUUAAAAAUUUGUAUCAUAACACUAGUAUCAUUUUCUUGAGAACUUUAUGAUUGUGAGAAAUGACUUUUUUUAUGUGCACUUCAACUCGUGGAUUGUGGGAACUUGUACUAACUUAUAAUUCCUGUGUUGUUUUAUCAUGCACAUUCACACAGUUUUCUCUUGCAAUGAUAUCUGUAUUUAGCAAGAUUGGUUCAAUGUAUAGCAUGUACCCCUCUGUACAAGAAACAGGAUACACGUGCAUAUAGGUCAGGAACUUUCUUCAUGGUGCAAGUGUCAUCAGUAAUGUGUUGUAUCACAUUGAACUUAAAAUGUUUUUUAACAUUGUUACAGAUUAUCUGUAGUCACCUACAUUUACAUUGUGCCUGAUUGUUAUAUAGAUAUUGGAAUCACUGGGGAAGGAUCAUGUAGGUUAGUGUUGGAUGAGCAAUUAUUUGAUGAUGAGAAUUGCUUAACAAGUUAUAGUGCUCCCAUAAGCAAAGGUAGGCUUUUCAGAUAAAAUACUUUUAAGCCACUUUUAUCUGAGCUGCUGUAUAUGUGUAUUUAAUUGCACAGUAAUCGACACCAUUUGUAACCAAAAAUUUUAAAAAUAACGAACUCUGCACAUCUUCCUCUUUUCAGAUGUGGUAAUGAUAUAUUUGUAAUUAAAGUCUACUGUAGAACAUAAAUACUAAUAAAGUGCUUAUAUCAGAAUGUCAAUACCUUAUUUUUUUGUGGUUGCAAAAAAUUGGUCUACAUGUAUUUUCAUAAUUCAAUGCACACAAGUUGCUGAAGAAAACCUUCUUGUCACUGAAGUAAGAAAGUACAUGAAUAUUAAAUCUCAUUAGAAAAGAAAUAUGAAAUUAACAUUAUUAUUCAGAUUAACUGAUGCUUUACUUUUAAAAAAAGUUUUCUAUUACAUUUUGAAUUCCAUUUAGGCCCAGGAAUAUUAACAUUAAUAUCUUUCAGUAAUGCCUAUCACACGGUUUGAAACAAAUAUUAUUUUGUGAGAUUUGUCAUUGUUUUUAUUUUAAAAUAUUAAAAACCUUAAUUUUAGUUUUUAUAUCUGAAAUUUUUAUAAUAUUAAAAACUGUGAUUUCUCUAUUACAGCAUAAUCUUACAUUGCAUUUCUAGCAUCCCAUCUAGUCAAUGUUUUUUUUUUUAUUGAAAUGUUUAUCAUAUGAAACUUAUCAGGGAUGGAAAUCUUAUAACUAUAUUUUGGGAUGAAUGGAACUAACAAUACAAAUUGUAUUACAAGGUGAAUUUAAGUAUUUUUUUCACUAUAACUCAUGUAAUGCUCAUUAUUUUAAUUAUUGAUAAACUAAGGGCUUGAUUUAUACAGUACUGUAGUUUUUGUUAUGAGUUUGAGAUAAAUGUGUUUUUUUGUAAAUUUUGCACAGGGAGUAGUUUUAUUUGUUAUAACUGUCAAAACUACACUGGUUUAAUAACUUGAUUUAUUUUAAUCAUAUACUUGUUGAGCUAACUGUUGUUAGUUAAAAAUACCUUCAGUAAAACAUUUAACAUGAGAAAGUUGAUUAUGACAUAUAUAUGAAACAAGAUAACAGUUCAAUGAAAGAGAUUAAUAACCUUAUAUUGCUACAAAAAACAUGUACUUGCUAAUUUUUAACUCUUCUCACUUUGUUUUCAUGUCAGCCAAUUGUAACUGUGCUUGUUUUAUUUACAGUAGCAUGCUGUAUACAGUAUACAAGCAGAUGUUAUAUGAUUGAAGUGGCAUUUUUGGAAUCCAGAUUUUUUGUAAUUGUUGUUUUCAUUUAAUAACAGAUGUUUUACUGUUGGGCUUUUUUUUAUUAUUCAUCCAGUUAUGUUAUUUUAAAACUUGGACAUAUUUGGAUUCAGAAAGCCUCAUUAUUUACAUGUAACAAUUGUUUAAUGACCUAAUAAUUUUGUCUUCAAUAAAGAAAUAGCAGUAACAUUGUAGAUGACUUUUUUUUAAUGUUUGAUUCCAAUGGCAUAUUUGUAUUUCCUUAUCUGUGCUACUGCUAUUUUAUAAUUGACACUUGAAGAUGCGUUGACAUUAAAUGCAAUCUUUAAUGUUAAAGGGCAGCACAGUUAUCUCUUUACAGGUGGAUUUUUUUUGUCAUU
This is a messenger RNA of Limulus polyphemus (Atlantic horseshoe crab), 5579 nucleotides long. Its product is annotated as multivesicular body subunit 12B-like. Lineage: Eukaryota; Metazoa; Arthropoda; Merostomata; Xiphosura; Limulidae. The record is from RefSeq and is a predicted model, not a curated record. Gene Ontology annotation, biological process: regulation of epidermal growth factor receptor signaling pathway; virus maturation; viral budding. The transcript has 3 exons. Gene Ontology annotation, cellular component: late endosome; ESCRT I complex. Bases 389 to 1198 code for a protein of 269 amino acids.